Panicum virgatum (switchgrass) is the source of this 4492-nucleotide messenger RNA. RefSeq lists its product as uncharacterized. Lineage: Eukaryota; Viridiplantae; Streptophyta; Magnoliopsida; Poales; Poaceae. The coding region runs from base 50 to 2101 and encodes 683 amino acids. The transcript has 7 exons. The record is from RefSeq and is a predicted model, not a curated record.
GUAUUGUGGUGCUAUAAGGUUUCCAAGUGAAGGUCCUGGGUUUUGUUGCAUGCAAGGAAAAGUUAAUUUAGUGAAUACACCAGUUCCCGAUGAUUUGCAACGCCUGUUUACAAGCCAGACGGAUAGGGAUGCCUUGUACUUCGGAAAAAAUAUUCGGUAUUUCAACUCUCAGUUCUCGUUCACAAGCUUUGGAGCUACCGUGGAUCAUCGGGUCGCUACUGCAGUUGGUACUGGUGUCUAUACUUUCAAAGUGCAUGGUCAGAUUUAUCACAGAUUGGACCAGCUGAGAUCGGGAAAAGAUGGUCCGCGUCAUAUGCAGUUGUACUUCUAUGACACGGAUGAGACCCUAUCACAAAGACGCAAAAGAUCACCCCAUCUUGAUUCAGGAUUAAUUCGGACGAUUCUUCGAACCCUCGAGAAUAAUCCGUAUGUUCGUUUCUUUAGGAGUGUUGGACAAAUGCAAUAUCUUGACGAGUUAAAAAUUGAAUUGAACACCAGUAUUUCUGUUGAUCAAAGAAGAUACAACGCACCUGCUAUGGAUCAAGUUGCGGCUAUCUGGCAGGAUGGCUCUGAUGAAAGAAAUAAAUUUAAACGGAGUAUUAUGGUUUAUCCAAAUUCUGGUCAUCCAGAAUUUAUACGGGCGUACCAUGGUUGUUACGAUCCAUUAGCUUACCCUAUCCUCUAUCCCGGUGGUGAGACUGGCUGGGAAGACAAAAGUAUAUUGCUGGAGGAAAUACCAAUAAUACGCUUUCCCCGAAUUAGAAGAAAGUAUACAAAGCGCAAAAAUGAUGCUCCUUAUAAUUGUGAGCAUGAGGAAGAAGACGACCGUGACAACAACAUGGCUGAGGAUGGUGAUGGAGAUGGCGGGGGUUCGUGUUUGCAUGUCAGUGCGAGGGAGUAUUACUGCUAUAUUAUGCAGAUCCGCAAUGAUGUUUUUAAUAUAUUCUUUCAUGAUGGAAGGAUUUUUCAGCAAUGGAUAGUGGAUAUGUAUGUGAAAAUUGAGAGUAUGCGACUUGAUUGGUACUCCUAUCCAGAACACCAGAAAAUUAUAAGGGCAGACCUCUAUCAGGGUCUAAUGGACACCCUUCUUGCCGGUGAGCAUAGGGGUUUGAAGGCCGGUAAAUUGGUUGUUUUAUCUAACAAUUUUCCUGGAAGUGAUAGAGAUGUGCAGUGCAGGUUCAUGGAUGCAAUGUCAUUAGUUGCUAAAUAUGGAAGGCCAGAUUACUUUUUAACCAUGACUUGCAACCCCUACUGGCCAGAGAUCACAGAACUGUUGUUGCCUGGUCAGACACCUCAAGAUAGACUUGAUAUCGUGGCGAGGGUUUACCAUGCCAAACUCAUUGAUUUUCAUGAUUUUGUGAUUAAGAAGGGUCACUUUGGAAAGGUUGCAGCCUGGGCACAUGUUACCGAGUUUCAAAAAAGAGGUUUGCCGCAUGAACAUUUCUUGCUUAUAAUGGAAAGCGGUUCAAAGCUUAGCGGGCCAGAUGAUUUUGACAAAUAUAUAUCAGCAGAACUACCGGAUGAAAAGAAAUAUCCUCUUAUCAAUGAACUUGUAUGCAAGCACAUGAUGCAUGGUCCUUGUGGCAUUCUAAAUAAAAAGUGUGGUUGCAUGCAAGAUGGUGCAUGUCGUUUCAGGUACCCUAAACAAUUCAGUGAGACCACGGAACAAGGAAAUGAUGCAUAUUCUAUAUACAGAAGAAGAAAUGAUGGUCACAAAGUUUUUAUGCGUAAGAAAUGGUUGGAUAAUAGAUGGGUUGUACCAUAUAAUCCAGCACUCCUGAUGAGAUAUAAUUGUCACAUCAAUGUUGAAGUUUCCAGCAGCAUUAAAUGUUGCAAGUAUCUAUAUAAGUAUGUAUACAAGGGCAUGGAUUGUGCAUCAUUUACAGUUGCAAAUCAUGAUCAGAAUGGAGAGAUAGAGAUCAAUGAGAUUAAACAGUACAGGAAGGCACGGUGUAUUACGUCUAUUGAAGUAGUAUAUCGGCUCUAUAGGUUCCCAAUGUUUUCUAUGUAUCCUCCCAUUUUGCAGAUGCAAGUUCAUCUUCCAAGUAUGCAUAUGGUACCAUUCAAAGAUGACGACAACCUUGAAGAUGUACUAGAAUGAGCUAGGAAUCAGAGAUCGAUGCUAAUAGAAUUCUUUAGAAUGAAUAGUGAAGAUCCAAAUGCCCGGAGAUACCUAUACAGGGAAUUUCCAGAACAUUAUACAUGGAACAAGUCCACAAAAAGUUGGUCUCGUCGGAAAAGGCAGUCCAGAUUGGAAGGUUGGUGUAUGCAUACCCGUCUGAAGGCGAACGAUUUUAUCUUCGAGUUCUUUUAAACCAUGUUCGAGAUCCAACAUCAUUCAUAUCAAUCAGAACAGUCCGAGGUGUGGUGAGUCCUACAUUUAGAGAGUGCUGUGAGAAACUUGGACUUGUCGAAACAGAUAGCUCACUUGACAAUGCACUCAGCGAAGCCGUAACUUUUCAGAUGCCACGUGUUCUUAGAAGAAUGUUUGCAACUAUUAUGGUUUAUUGCGAGUACACAAACAUCCGUACCCUCUGGGACAAGCAUUAUGAAUCAAUGGCUGAGGACUAUCGUCAUGUUCAUGGUAAUUCUUUAAUAGUUGAGCAGUUUGUCCUUCGAGACAUUGCAGAUAUUCUCUCCUCGAUGGGUAAAGACAUUAGAAAUUACGGACUGCCAUCCAUGCAACUAUCUGGGGAGACGAAUAGAGAUUAUUGUAGGGAUCUAACUGAGGAGAGGAAAAUCGUUGUAUCUGAUGAGGACAUUAAAUUAGCUGAGUCACUUAAUGCUGAGCAGAUGGAAGGUUUCAAUGAAAUUUUAGAUCAUGUUAUGACAAAUAGAGGGAAAGUUUUCUUUGUAGAUGGUCCCGGUGGUCCCGGAAAGACUUAUCUUUACAAGACACUUUUGGCCAGAGUUCGGUCGACGGACCGCAUCGCAAUAGCUACGGCUACGUCUGGAAUUGCAGCAUCCAUCAUGCCUGGAGGUCGGACAGCACAUUCGAGGUUCAAAAUUCCCAUAAAACUUGAAGAUAAUUCUGUGUGCAACUUUACCAAACAAAGUGGUACUGCAGAACUAUUGCGUGAGGCAUCUUUAAUUAUAUGGGAUGAGGUUGCGAUGACAUGAAGGCAGGCUGUAGAGACACUUGACAGAUCUUUACAGGAUAUUACAGGAUGUGAUUUACCGUUUGUUGGUAAAGUAAUGGUAUUUGGAGGGGAUUUCAGACAAGUUCUACCUGUUGUUCCUAGAGGUACUAGAGCACAAAUUUGUGAUGCUACCUUACUUCAAUCCUAUAUAUGGGAUGAUAUCAAGAUAAUACGAUUGAAGCAGAACAUGAGGGCCCAGAAUGAUGUAUGGUUCUUGCAGUUUCUAUUAAGAAUUGGUGAUGGGACAGAAAAAACCUUUGCACAUGACUAUGUGGAUCUGCCGGAUGACAUUAUGCUUGAGUAUAAUGAUGAUCAGUCUGUUGAUACUCUCAUCGACCAUGUGUUUCCAGAUCUAGCUAAGAAUUGCACAUCCGUCAGUUACAUGUGCGAGCGUGCUAUAUUGUCAACAAGAAAUGAGUAUGUUGAUAGCCUCAACGCGAUGAUGAUUGGAAAGUUUCCUGGAAACGAAAAGGUUUACUACAGUCAUGAUUCCGUAGAUGAUGACUCAACUAAUAACUAUCCUCUUGAUUUUCUGAACUCAAUUACUCCAAAUGGUCUUCCUCCGCACGAGCUUAAAAUUAAGAAGAACUGUCAUGUCAUACUCCUUCGAAAUCUGGAUCCUCAUCAUGGACUGUGCAAUGGAACUCGACUUAUAGUGAAGGUUUUUGAGGAUAAUGCAAUUGAUUGUGAAAUUGUAAAUGGACAGCAUGCUGGAAAUCGAGUUUUUAUACUAAGGAUACCAUUGUCUCCAUCAGAGGAUAUUUCACUACCUUUCAAGUUUAAGAGAAAACAAUUUCCAAUAAGACUCAGUUUUGCAAUGACUAUAAAUAAAGCCCAGGGUCAAACUGUCCCGAAUAUUGGGAUAUAUCUUCCAGAGCCUAUUUUCUCUCAUGGACAACUAUAUGUUGCUUUAUCCAGAGGUGUUUCGCGUUCUACUACAUGGAUGUUGGCUAAACCUAACAAAGAUUUGGAUCCCACAGGUAGAAGGACAAAAAAUAUUGUUUUCAGAGAUAUUUUGCAGAAUUGAAUAAACAACCAUUCAUUUUCCGAGUCAGUUGGAGUCCCUAAGAUGUGAAAGGCGUUGGGAAUUCUCGGCUAUAGUGGAUAGGGCACAUUAGUGCCAAUUUCAACCUUCAAAUAUAUUUGACAAGGGGGCUUAACGAGCCAACAUCCUUGAGCAUGGCGUCCCUCUCCUGUUGGCAACACUUUCAGCUUCUGAUUUUAAAAGAUGCAAAUGUGCUUUCGUGAGAUAGAAGUAGAUUGCCAAGUCGUGUGAUCUGAGACAUUGGGAAUGCCCAAAUAAUUAUAUUUUUCCCUAAUUUUUAUAAUAUUAUCAUGUUUUGAUGGAGUUU